AUAAUGGCAUCGGAAAAGAACUCUCAGAAGAGUCAAUCAUCUUCGCACACGUCAUUCCUCCUUGUCUUUGGUUUGGGGCUUCUCACCGUUCUGGUCAACUACUCUCCGAUUUCUAUCCAAGAGCUUCGUAUCCUUGUCCCACAAUAUUUCGGAUAUGGAGAAGAGCUCAGAACGGCAGACGCAUGUCAUUUGAUCUCACAGCAAACCUCUAACGCAACUGAGGUUCAUUGGCCCGGCUCUGAUGCGUACGAUGUUGAUGUACAUCACUGGGCCACCUCUGCCAGUACUCCGUCCGUCUGUUCAGUCACGCCUGCCACUACGGACGACCUUGGUAUCAUACUACAAAUCGUCGGAUCCAGUCGUGUUCCCAUUGCCAUCACCGGAGGCGGACAUUCACUCAACCCCGGAUUCUCCUCAACGCCGGGCAUCCACAUCGCCAUGUCGCGCUUUACCCACAUCCAACACAACGAAGAGGCUCAAACCAUCGAUCUUGGUGCUGGACUUCGGUGGGACGACGUCUUCGGCCAUCUGAACCCUAAGGGAUACACAGUUGCAGGUGGGAGGGUUAGCGGUGUGGGUAUCGCUGGUUUCAUUCUCGGUGGAGGACUUUCAUGGAUCACAAACGAAAGGGGCUUGACGAUCGAUACAUUGGUCAGCUGUGAGAUCGUGCUGCCGAAUGGGACUGUUACCGUUGCCUCUGCGGAGUCGAAUCCGGAUCUCUUCUUCGGACUUAAGGGAGGGUUCAACAACUUCGGAAUAGUGACGCGGUUCACCUUACAAGUUUUCCCUCAAGGAGAUAUUUGGGGUGGAACCGUCAUCGUCCCAGAGUCGUCUAUUGACUACGCAAACGCCGCAAUCGCCUCCUUUGCUUCGCAGCCCCGUGAUGUUAAGGCGACCGUCAACAUUAUCUACGAAUAUGCAGAGGGUGCAUUGAACACAAUCGUGAUCGUGUUCUAUAACGCCCCUGAACCUCCAGCUGGUUUGUUUGAUGAGAUCCUUGCCAUCAAAGGAGGAGCGGUCACGACCGCUUCGAUGCCUUUCUUGACGUUAUUGGCCGCUGGCCAACCCAGGAAUACGCCCAGGAGAAUCCAAGACGAAGUGCCAAUCCAAACUUGGACUCCUUCAAUAUUAAAACAGGUCGCAAACGAGACGAGGUACUGGGGAGAAUAUCUCGAGAAGCACCACUCCGGUCACUUCUUUGACUACAUCGUUGAAAUCUUCCGCUCAGACUAUUACUCGCACUACCCUCUUUCCUCUUAUUCGACCUCGCCCACGACGGCCUCCGCGUGGCCCGCCGACCGCUCCAAAGUCCACUGUCCUCUUAACAUCGCGUUUGCAUGGUACGACUCCGCCCACGACAAGGCGAUCUAUGCUGCGUUGGAGGAGACGGUGAGGAAGUUGACGGUGGAUGCGAUUGCCGAGGGGCAGGACUUGGAAGGAGCUUCCUCGUAUCCGAACAUCGUCAGGCCUGGGGUGCCUGUCGAGGAAAUGUACGGGGGUAAGGAGAGGGUCAAGGAGUUGCAGAGAAUCAGGGAUGUGUAUGAUCCGAAGAGAGUCAUGGAUUUGGCAGGAGGAUGGCAUUUCUAGAGGGUUCACUUCUAGUUACGACUUGUUAGAUGCGCGUACGUCGGCAUGACACAUUCUCAAGACCGGUUACACUUAUUCCUGUACAUUCGAGCACUACCUAUUGCCUGCAUUUUCUCUCAUUGUAAUACAUGCCACGGGUCGUCCACACGCAAUGGAUAGCUUUUUU
Molecule: messenger RNA, 1753 nt
Organism: Stereum hirsutum FP-91666 SS1
Lineage: Eukaryota; Fungi; Basidiomycota; Agaricomycetes; Russulales; Stereaceae
Product: FAD-binding domain-containing protein
Exons: 11
Coding region: 4-1587 (527 amino acids)
Molecular function (GO): FAD binding
Source: RefSeq, a predicted model, not a curated record